Messenger RNA from Physeter macrocephalus (sperm whale), 5483 nucleotides. RefSeq names its product NUAK family kinase 2 (gene NUAK2). Gene Ontology annotation, molecular function: protein serine/threonine kinase activity; ATP binding. Bases 2717 to 4321 code for a protein of 534 amino acids. The record is from RefSeq and is a predicted model, not a curated record. Lineage: Eukaryota; Metazoa; Chordata; Mammalia; Artiodactyla; Physeteridae. Gene Ontology annotation, cellular component: cytoplasm. Gene Ontology annotation, biological process: protein phosphorylation; intracellular signal transduction. The transcript is spliced from 7 exons.
CUAAUGAAGAAGCAGGCAGUGAAGCGGCACCACCACAAGCACAACCUGCGACACCGCUACGAAUUCCUGGAGACCCUGGGCAAGGGGACCUACGGGAAGGUUAAGAAGGCGCGGGAGAGCUCGGGGCGCCUGUGGUACGCGGGCGUCUCACUGUUGUGGCCUCUCCCGUUGCGGAGCACAGGCUCCGGACGCGCAGGCUCAGCGGCCAUGGCUCACGGGCCCAGCCGCUCCGCGGCAUGUGGGAUCCUCCCAGACCCGGGCACGAACCCGUGUCCCCUGCAUCGGCAGGCGGACUCUCAACGACUGCGCCACCAGGGAAGCCCAAAGAGCUCAUGGCAUUUUAUCUAUUGUCUGAUUUUUUUUUUUAACAGGAGAAAAACAAAUUUAAUUUCACAUGUACAGGAACCCCCCCCCAAAUAUGUGGCUCCCCAACAGUCUGGCAAUUGAGGCUUACAUGCCAUCCUGAGCUAAAGAGAAGGGGGUAGGGGUCUGGCACUUGAAAGGGGAGGAAGGCAAUUCACAGAAAGAUGGGAAGAGCAAAUGCUUGGUAGAUAAAUGUCUGCUGGGCCAUGCAGAUAAGUCUUCCUGAUGAAAAAAGUUAUCUCUGCUAAUAGCGCUCUCUCUGGUACAAGCCUCCUAUCUAAAUUCUUUAAUGCAGUUAAGGGAGGGAUAAAAAGCUCUUCUUGAGUCUGCUGAGCCUUCAUUGUCUUCGGCUCGAUAUCAUCCACAUGCCAAAGUGACAGUUUGGGGUAGCCUGCCCUGAGCCCCACCACCAAGUAAUGCAAUUACGUUUCAGUGCAGGCAUUUAUGUUCAUAUUUAUAAUCAUCAUAACCUUUAAAGUCUUGGCAAACAUGUUUAGUUGCCACUGGAUUGGUGUGUCCUCAUGUACAAAUGACAACUCUCUUUCAUUUGUACCUAGAGUUCAUUUUUUGCAGUUAUAAGACCAUACUUCUUUUCUGCAGUGAUAAUUCAUAACUGAAAAAUUAUUAGAACAUUAUCUGAUAUAUCAAGACAGUUGCAGCUCUGGAGUUUCUAUGUAGGAGAGACUUUAAUGGCUCUAGUGGGUUGGAAUUAGGAGCAACAAGAGUUGUCUUGAAGCUUCACUGUAUUGUCUGAUUUUUAAAACAAGGAAUUCAGAGAGAAAAGAACUAGUCCAUAAAAUCUCCCCUGCGGGGAGAGAAAAAGGGUAUGGAGAGGUGUUCAGGAACCAAGCUCCAGGCUGGUUGGAGGAGGAUUUAAGCCCCUUCCCCCAAUCCCCACCCCCUGGUCAAUUCUAAGCCAGGGAUUUUUCUGCUUAGCUCAUUGGGGUGGCUUGGAGCAGAAGGGGUGGGGGGCGCGAAGAGAGGGGCUUGGGCAGGAGACUCCAUGGUGACCGCCCCGCCUGCUGCCAUUGUCCUCCCUGCCCUGCUCUGGGAGGGCGAGAGAGCCGGGCCUCCCCUCUUUCAUGGAUGCAGCUCCAGGGGAGGAACGGGGUGGAGGGCACGCCAUCCCUGGCCCGUUGCCGGGGUGACCAGGCCCAGGGCAUUGUGAGCUGCUCCUCUUACAGGAUUACGGCUGUUCCGCAUUCUUGUCUGAGGGGGACAUAGGCCCGAGGCCCGCAGUCCGGAGCGGAGCCGGAAGCCUUUGUCUGCCUCCAGAGCCCUGUGAAAGGGGGAUUAGAGGCCCCGCCCCUUGGGCUCUGGGUUCCCUUUUUUCCGCCUCCUUUUGAACCUUGAGGGGAGGUGAACCCUCCUGGGAAAUGAACGAGGAUCUGUUUUCCUCAGCCUGUGCCUUGGGAUUUCUCAUAACUUGCCUGGCUCCUGUGAAGGGGAAGUCUUGUAUUUACCAUUUGUGUCCUUGGACAGAACUUGUCAGGAACUGACCAGCCCUGUGACACCCCACCCCAUACCCGCCCAGCACCUGAUGCCAGCAUUGUAGCCUCCGAGAGAGCCCCGGGACAUUUAUAUGGUCAUUUCUCAGAGUCAAAGCAGGAAAGCACCCCAGACAUCUUAGUCCAGCCUGUUUAUUGCACAGAAAACGAGGCUGGGAGAGGGCAUGGGCCUUGCCCCUGAGCACAGCAACGGAGCCUGGAGGGCCCAGGUCCCCUGACUCACCACGCGGUGUCUUCCCCACACACUGCAUGCACUGUUGGUACUCUGUCACCAUCGCUGCUUAGUGCGGUAGAACAGAGAAGGGGGCGAGAUGCCUCAGUCUCUAAGAGCUUUGCUUAAACUGCUUCUUGGCAGUUCAUUCUCCACUUCCUCUUGCCUCCCUCCACCCUUCCUGAACCCACCACAUGUACCAGCCAGAGAGUUUAAUCCUUAAAUGGCAUUUUCACCUUUAUGGACAAGAUAGCAAAGCCCAGACGACUCUGUUUAACUGUCUAGUUGUUUGUUUGCUGCUGGGGGAGAGACAUUACUUACCUAGACCAAAGAGACUAGCAUUUUUUUCAUAACUUUUUUGGGUGAUUUUUUGUGUGUGGUAAAACAUAUAUAACAUAAAAGGUUCCCUCCAGACUCUCUGCCGCCCGCCCCAGUGAAGGAUGGAGAGGCUUCUCUGGGUGCACGCUGUGGCCUUUGUAGCAGCUGUAGGCAGAUCACCAGGGUCAGGGCUCCCAGAGUGUCCUCAGGGACGCCUUUACCUGCCAGAACUUUCUCCUCACUUUCCUGCAUUCUCUGCUCCCAGGUGGCCAUCAAGUUGAUCCAGAAAGACAAAAUCAAAGAUGAGCAAGAUCUGAUGCACAUUCGGCGAGAGAUUGAGAUCAUGUCAUCACUCAACCACCCCCACGUCAUUGCCAUCCACGAAGUGUUUGAGAACAGCAGGAAGAUCGUGAUCGUCAUGGAGUACGCCAGCCGGGGCGACCUAUAUGACUACAUCAGUGAACGGCAGCGGCUCAGUGAGCGCGAAGCCCGGCAUUUCUUCCGGCAGAUUGUCUCCGCCGUGCAUUACUGCCACCAGAACAGGGUUGUCCACCGGGAUCUCAAGCUGGAGAACAUCCUCUUAGAUGCCAAUGGAAAUAUCAAGAUCGCUGACUUUGGCCUCUCCAACCUCUACCACCAAGGCAAGUUCCUGCAGACAUUCUGUGGGAGCCCCCUCUAUGCCUCGCCCGAAAUCGUCAACGGGAAGCCCUACACGGGCCCAGAGGUGGACAGCUGGUCCCUGGGUGUUCUCCUGUACAUCCUGGUGCAUGGCUCCAUGCCCUUUGAUGGGCAGGACCAUAAGACGCUGGUGAAACAGAUCAGCAAUGGGGCCUACCGGCAGCCGCCUAAACCCUCUGAUGCCUGUGGCCUGAUCCGGUGGCUAUUAAUGGUGAACCCUACCCGCCGGGCCACCCUGGAGGAUGUGGCCAGUCACUGGUGGGUCAACUGGGGCUAUGCCACCCGUGUCGGGGAGCAGGAAGCUCUGCAAGAGGGAAGGCACCCCGGCAGCGACUCUGGCCGGGCCUCCGUGGCUGACUGGCUCCGGCGGUCCUCCCGCCCCCUCCUGGAGAACGGGGCCAAGGUCUGCAGCUUCUUCAAGCAGCAUGCGCCUGGAGGCGGGAGUCUCGCCCCUGGCCUGGAGCGCCAGCAUUCGCUCAAGAAGUCCCGCAAAGAGAAUGACAUGGCCCAGACUCUCCAGGGGGACCCAGCUGCUGACACCUCCCCUCGCCCUGGCAAGGGCAACCUCAAGCUGCCGAAAAGCAUUCUCAAGAAGAAGGCAUCAACCUCCUCGGAAGGGGCAAGGGAAGGCCCUGAGCUUGGCCCCGUCCCUGCGAGCCCAGGACAGGCUGCCCCCCUGCUCCCCAAGAAGGGCAUCCUCAAGAAGUCUCGCCAGCGGGAAUCCGGCUACUACUCCUCUCCUGAACCCAGUGAGUCUGGGGAGCUCUUGGAUGCGGGGGACGUGUUUGUAAGUGGGGACGCCAUGGAGCACAUGCCCCCCCAAGCCUCAGGGCUGCGGCUCCAUCGCAAGGGCAUCCUCAAACACAACGGCAAGUUCUCCCACGCAGCCCUGGAGCUCACAAGCCACACCACUUUCGGUUCUUUGGAUGAACUGGCCUCACCUCACCCUCCAGCCCGGGCCAGCCGCCCCUCGGGGGCAGUGAGUGAGGACAGCAUCCUGUCCUCUGAGUCCUUUGACCAGCUGGACUUGCCCGAACGGCUCCCUGAGCCCCCACUGCGGGGCUGUGUGUCUGUGGACAACCUCAUGGGGCUUGAGGAGCCCCCCUCAGAGGGCCCUGGAAGCAGGGGCCUGAGGUGCUGGCGGCAGGACCCCCUGGGGGAUAGCUGCUUUUCCCUGAUGGACUGCCAGGAGGUGACAGAGGCCUACCAACAGGCACUGGGGGUCUGCUCAAAGCUCAGCUGAAGGUGGGGGGCAUUGCCCCAUCCCGGCUGGCUCUAAGAUGCAGCUGGCUGUACCCUGAGGGGAAACUGCCUUCUUCCCUGCCUCCCAGGACCAGCAUCCCAGCCCAGAAGGCUGAGAUGGUUUGCAGUUGAGCCCUGGGGAGGGCUGGAUGUGGGAAGUGGGCAAGUGAAGUGCACUGAGGGUUCAAUGUCUUCAGCCGCAUGGAACCAAGAAGGUAGUAGAAGGGAAAUGAGUAGAGAAGUAGAGAGGAAGGCCCAAGGCUGAGUCCAGGUUGCCUGUUUCUUGUACACAUAGCAGGGCCAUAGAGAGCUGGAAAGAGCGCUCUCAGCGCCCAGCUCCUAUAAAGAGUAAGUUUUGCGCAUGGUGCCUUCCUGCCAAGGUGGGGAUGGAAACUCUUUAUUCACAUACACAUUCCCAUCUCCACCAACCACUCAGACUGGAGUGUGGCACCCCCUAAUGUGCCUGGGGUGUCCUGGGAAUGGUCUUCUAGAGUGUGCCCUUCCUUAUUUAUCUGAGCGGUAAGAGAACCCAGCCUCUGUUUCCUCAAAGGUUCUCUCCCCUUUCGCAUCCUCCAAACCUGGCCCAAGCCUCCUGGAGUCGCUGCUGUGAAUCUAAAAGACUUGAAAAGGCUCAGGCUGCUACUGGACGUCAUCUCAAGGGGCCCAGAUUCCCCUGGACCCCACCUUGGACCUCAAAGACUCUGAACUUCUCUAGCCUCCAAGCUGCUCCUGCUACUGAGAAUGGAUGUAUCUGUUUCUCUGGGCUUUCAGGGCCUAGAAUGUUCUUAUUUAUUUUUAUGUUUUCAGCUCUGCAUUUUUAAAAUAGUGAAUCUUACUGUUUUCAAUAAUGUGAAUACUAUGUUCUGGGGAAAUGCACUAUGACAUCUAAGUUUUGUGUACAGGGAGAUAUUUUCGCAAUGAUUCCCUACUGAUCAAGGGGAAGCCGGGGGCCUUUUAUAAAUCUACAUGUCCCAUCGCACUAUCUGUAAGGGGUCUCUGGCUCCCUCCAUCCACGCGCUGAUUCCAUCUACCUGAUGGUCCCCUCUUCCCUUCUGUGGUGGCUAGAAAGAGCCACCCCAUUAAAAACCAGGAAGAUGAUUGGAAAAUAGCUCCUGUGGUUCUGUUUGGGGAAGUGGGGCACAGCAGGUCUUCGAGUUUUCUCU